GGGCUCUCUGGGCUGACUGGGAGGGAGGGGAGAAGUUUGCAUGCAUUUAUCCUAAGCCUGUUGCUUUUGCUCCUAAAUCUCUCCGACGGACUGAGAGAGUGAAUGUUUUGCAGAAAGUUUUAUUAUCUGAUGUGAUUGCGAAGGGAAAGAAGUAUGUGAGUGACAGAGGAUAUCGAAGCUUUGGCUGACAUAUUUUGCUUUAAAGCAAAUAUCUCUCUGCUGUCUGAGCCUGACCCAACAAGGACAGGAAAGGAGAGAACAAAUGAUCUCAAGGCUCUUCACUCUCAUUAGCAGUGUCUCAUCAAGAAACUAACAGUAUGUUUAUCAGUUGCAUUUUAAAUCAUCCCUGCCUGCUUCUAGAAAGGGAAACACUAUGAGAUUUUUGUUUUGUUUCUGCUUUCAUGAGACUAUGAAGAGACGUUUAUUAAGUAUGGCAUUGCCGGCGGGAGCUAAUGUGAUGGAACUGAUCUGACUUCCAACAGGUCUCAGGAGCAGCCUAACUGUCUUCUCCAGUAACAAGGCCUGGGGUCAUCAUGGCAGCAGGAGUAGCAGCAUGGUUGCCCUUUGCCAGAGCAGCUGCCAUAGGAUGGAUGCCAGUGGCCAACUGUCCCAUGCCACUGGCUCCAACGGAGAAAAACAAGAGGCAGGAUGAGCUGAUCAUUCUCAAUGUGAGUGGCAGGCGUUUCCAGACCUGGAGGACUACACUGGAGAGAUACCCGGACACUCUCCUGGGCAGCACUGAGAAGGAGUUCUUCUUCAACGAAGACACUAAGGAGUACUUCUUUGAUCGGGACCCUGAGGUCUUUAGGUGCAUCUUAAAUUUUUAUAGAACUGGCAAGCUGCACUAUCCCAGGUACGAGUGCAUCUCUGCUUAUGACGAAGAGCUUGCCUUCUAUGGGAUCCUCCCUGAAAUCAUUGGGGACUGCUGCUAUGAAGAGUACAAAGACAGAAAGCGGGAAAACGCGGAGCGGCUGAUGGAUGACAAUGACUCAGAAAACAACCAAGAAGGGUCCAUGCCAUCCCUGAGCUUCCGGCAGACCAUGUGGCGAGCCUUCGAGAACCCCCACACCAGCACCUUAGCCUUAGUCUUUUACUAUGUCACCGGUUUCUUUAUUGCUGUCUCUGUGAUCACUAAUGUCGUGGAAACUGUCCCUUGUGGCACGGUGCCUGGGAACAAGGAGCUUCCAUGUGGGGAAAGAUAUGCUGUGGCUUUCUUUUGCUUGGACACGGCUUGCGUGAUGAUUUUCACAGUUGAGUAUCUGUUGAGACUCUUUGCGGCCCCAAGUCGCUACAGAUUCAUUAGAAGUGUGAUGAGCAUCAUUGACGUGGUGGCCAUCAUGCCGUACUACAUUGGCUUGGUGAUGACCAACAACGAGGAUGUCAGCGGAGCCUUUGUGACACUAAGGGUUUUUAGGGUUUUCAGGAUUUUCAAGUUCUCUCGCCAUUCCCAAGGCUUAAGAAUCUUGGGCUACACUUUGAAGAGCUGUGCCUCCGAGCUUGGCUUUCUCCUCUUUUCCCUCACUAUGGCAAUCAUCAUCUUUGCAACUGUGAUGUUUUAUGCAGAGAAAGGGUCCUCGGCAAGCAAAUUCACCAGUAUUCCUGCUUCCUUUUGGUACACUAUUGUUACCAUGACAACACUGGGUUAUGGUGACAUGGUGCCCAAGACAAUUGCUGGGAAGAUAUUUGGCUCCAUUUGCUCCCUGAGUGGGGUGCUGGUCAUUGCUCUGCCGGUUCCAGUCAUUGUUUCCAACUUCAGCCGAAUUUACCACCAGAACCAGAGAGCCGACAAGCGGAGAGCACAGAAGAAAGCCCGGCUUGCACGGAUUCGAGUGGCCAAAACAGGCAGCUCCAAUGCUUACCUUCACAGCAAGCGCAACGGCCUCCUGAACGAAGCCCUCGAGCUGACGGGAUCAACUGAAGAUGAACAGCAUAUGACUAAAGGCACCUCCUUAAUUGAAAGCCAACAUCACCACCUGCUGCACUGCCUGGAAAAAACAACUGGAUUGUCCUAUCUUGUGGAUGAUCCCCUGUUAUCUGUACGAACUUCCACCAUCAAGAACCAUGAGUUCAUAGAUGAGCAACUGUUCGAGCAGAACUGCAUGGAGAGCUCAAUGCAAAACUAUCCAUCUUCUCGGAGCCCCUCCUUGUCAAGUCACCAUGGCCUGACCACCUCCUGCUGUUCUCGCCGUAACAAGAAGACCACCCACCUUCCCAACUCCAGUGUGCCAGCCACUCGCCUCCGGAGUAUGCAGGAGCUCAGCACCAUCCACAUCCAGUGCAGUGAGCAGCCCUCACUUACAACAAGUCGUUCCAGUCUCAACAUGAAAUCAGAUGAUGGGCUGAGACCGAACUGCAAAACUGCCCAGAUAACGACAGCCAUCAUCAGCAUCCCCACGCCGCCGGCACUCACGCCAGAAGGUGAGAGCAGGCCUCCGCCCAGCAGCCCCGGCCACUCCACGAACAUUUCCACCACCACCACAAGCAACAUAGUCAAGGUCUCUGCCUUGUAAGACGUCUCAUGCACAGAAGGAGGCUGGAAGACCAGUGCCCCUCUCCCUCCACACCUCCAUGUUCCUUUCUUGCUGCAAAUUGUGCCUGGAUGGACCAACCUGACAUUUCGUCAUCGAAUUAGCAAUGGAGACCUAACGAGGCAGCUUUCUUCAGACUCGCAUUCAUGCUGUGGACUGAGGAAGGAUUAGGAAAGGGAAGAAGAGGCUGGUUAAAGGAAAAACCUGCAUGGAGAGCGUGUUGUGCCAUGGUACAGGGCAAAAAUCACCUGCAGAGGCUCGAGGGAAAGAAUCAUCAUGGCAACAAGAGAGUCAAUAAAGAAAACAGAAAUAUAACACUGUGUAUCGCAGCACCUUUUUAAAGGUUUUUAAUGGAUAAUAUUUAUUCAUGAGGAAAUGACUGAAAAGGUGAAAAACAAUGGAUUUUGUGAAUUUUUUUUUCUUCAUGGAGCAGAACCUUUAAACCAACCAAAAUUUCACAUUUUUUUUCUUUUAUAGGAAAAGAUUUAGACAAAGAAGCCACCUGUCACAGAAAUCUAUUUCCAUUCCUCUGUGUGUGUGCGUGCGAGUGUACAACAGAACCACAUCAGAGCCACACUGAAUUACAAAGAGUAGCGCAUGUGUCCAUGAUUGGGUGCACAGUAGAAAAAUUCAAGCUUGUGUCAGCACAUAUAUGUGCACACGCACACACACACACACAACUAUUUCACCCUGGAUGGCAUUCUUUAUUUAGACAAUUUUGUAUCCGCCUUUUAAGUCAAUACAGUGCAAUUGCAAACAGUGUGUUUGUCUGCUAAUUAUUGUCUGUGAAAACAUAUCUGUGGAAAAAAAAAAAAGACAGGCUUUAGUAGAGUUUUAGUCCCACAUGGGUAUCUGCUUUCUAUUUUUGUUAUCACUUACUUGUAAGAGUGUGACUAGACUACCAGUUCUGUAUUUUUAAAAAGGAAAAAAAAAAGUAGGAUUCUUUUUUAAUACUGUACACACAAAUGGCAAAGAAUGAGAAAGCACUGAACUCAACUGCAUCAAGCGUUCAUAAGUCUAACAGGUUUCUUGUAAUGUAUCCCCAUGCUUUUUAAUUUUUGUUUUCUAUAUAUAAAUUUCUUUGCUAGCACUGGACAUACAACCCAUUGUAAAUAGUAGCCAAAUAAUGUCUGGAUCUAUACUUGAUAAUAAUUAACCCAAGAGCCAAAUAUCUUGCAUGGACAGGGAGGUAUUUGGCUUUUUCACAGUCUUAGGGCUCCAGUUGUCUCAUCAAUGGCUUCUGGGUGGCACUGAUUUUGGGGGCAGACUAGCUUAGCAAUUUUAGUUCUCCAGUCCCAGCACAAGAUCUACAGCAUGCAUCGACUUGAGAAAGGGGAGCAGUACUGGAGUUUGGAAUGUGUGGUACAGACAGCAUUUUCUUUUUGCAGUUCUACACUUAGUUUGGGAAGUCACGCACUUCUACUCAACCAAAAACAGAAGUAGCACUGUGUGGUACUGCCAAGAAGCUAAUACUUCUAACUAAGCUGUGGUCAGUCCUAGCACCUCUUUCUGAGAGCCUUCUAGGAAUGAUUUAUUGUAAGGAAAUACAUGGUCCUGAAACAUCACUGAUUUUUUCCCCCCUUAAGAAGAGUAACUUUUUUCUUCCAUUCUGCCUUUCUCAAGUCCCCUUUUCAUAAGAGGUGUGAUCCAUGAAGGGCAGAGUGAGUAACAUCAUCCACCUUUUCACUUGUCAUACACUGUUUGGCUAAUUAUUGUGGUCACGCACAAAUGCCUCUUCGAGGCCCUAUACCCAUGAAUGGCGAUGCACCUAGCCCCCAACAGCUUGUAGAUAAUAAGGAAACAUUUCAAGUGUCCUGUUUCUGAACAGUGAUUUUACCAACAUUAGAGUUAAAAGAACUACUCAAAGCAUGUUUGAGGCUGCUUCAGCAAAGGGAUGACUUUUUUUUAACAUCUGUCAUAAUCUAUCCUGAUGUAAUAUUUAUAUACACAUAUACACGCAUACACAUAUAAAUAAAUACAGACACAUACAUGUAUAGAUAGAUAAAUAGACCUACAUGCUGACUUAAACAUAUGAGCUAGCAAUCUGCUUUGUUAGCACUCCUAACCUAUUAGUCUAUAGAGUGGACUCAGAUGGCUGAUGCAUUAACUCAAUACCCUCCUUAGAAACCUACAACAUUCUAGGAAUAUUAGGGCUAUGGCUAAGCCUUCAGUAGCUGCACCAGCUUAUAGUCAUUUAUUCCAGUGCUGUAAUACGUUACCCAAAACUAUGUUUAGUCCUGUUUUAAAUGAUUAAAAUGCUCUGCCUUCGCUGCUUCCUGUAGGAGGUUAUACUGCAGUUAAUCUUACCAUUAUUGAGUUUUUCUUGAUGUUUUAAUUUAAUCUUUCCUUUGCUUUAAUUUCAUUAUUUGUCAUCAUCUGCUCCCCAUCUGAACACCCUCACCCUUGUAGAUCAGAGGCCUUGCUCUCCACCACUUACCACCUUGCAACCUCAUUUACACUGGCACAGAAUGAGGGUUAAAUGCUACCAUGCUGACAGGGUACAGUGUUCCUUCCAAUGCGCAGGAGUAAAUGAUUACAAAGAGUCAGGGACUCAACAUGGAUUCUCGGUGCUGCCUUUCUUAUUCCUGAUUUACUGUGGAGUGGUAAACAAGCCACUUCAUCUCUCUGCACCCAUUUCUUUAUCUGUAAAUAGCAAUCAUGGCAGCCCUCGUCUAAAGCACUACUGGUUCAUUUAAUUGCUAUCAAUCAAAAUGCUUUUUGGAAAAAAAAAAAAAAAAAGAAAAAAAUCAACAUUUUUAAGGGGGCAGGGGCAGGGGGGGCGGUGAAAAGUAAGGAGGAAAGCCAGUCCUUGGGGUUUCUGGCUGGCUGCUUGGGCUCAGAUUGUCAAGGCAGCCAUGGCCUUUGUUCUCUUCCACAGAAGGGGAAUCACUGUUAUCCUUGCUCAAAAAUACACGGCUUGCCUCUUCUACCAUUAACUUAGCAGGUGCUGCCCCAUGCAGUCAGUAUCUCAGCACAGACUUUCAGAGGAUAAAGACAGAUAAAAUUAAGGAAGUCUGAGCCUAGAAGAACAGGGCUAAAAAUAUUUUUAAUGGAGGCAUUAGUUCCCUUUAUACACUGAUUUGAAGUAGACUGAGUAAUGCUUCCGAAAGCACUUGAAAAUAUGCUAGUACAAAACCUCCCUGGAUGGCCCAACACAGCUACAUCCUCAUUAUGAGAGCACUGUGCAUUCAUUGAAACAGCAAAGACAAGAAUCUAUCGCCAUUGUAUCAGUGGUUGGUAGGGCAUAACAUAGCAUCCUUCAAAUGAAACGCAGGGAGGAAGGGAAAGCAUUUGCACAGAAGAGCAUGGGAAUUGCACUACAGCCACUUAUUUCUACAAGAAAGGGAGGCAAUUAGCUUUAUGAAACUGCAAGGCUCUUUAUAAUCUUUAAAUAGCAACUUAUAAACCAUUGCUGAGAUAAGGCCAAGUCACUCCUGAAAAUUCCUAGGCCAGAACUUUAACUGAAGGAUUUGGACCAUUCUCUCCAGCGGUCCCCAGUACUGCCCUGUCUUACCAGCAACCCUCUCCCUUUCCCCAGGGCCAUACACAUACAUUGACACGGAUACAAAAACCAGCACAUACCCCUGCAAUCCUGGUCAUUCCUGAUGCAUAUGGAAGGGGGCUUCUUCAGGUGUGGGCUACCUCCGGGAGAAGAAGCAUCCAGAAACAUAGGUAGGUUCUAGUCCUGAUACCUUUCUGAAAGGCAGGUGGUACAAAACAGCCUGAUUAGCAAGACUGCUCAACAAAACAUCAAUAGUAUGUUGGCAGUUCAUUUCAAAAGCCUUCCCCCCUCCCCCUAAUUCCUUACAACUUUUUAUAGUUUUAGAAAAGUUCAUUAAAAAAAAGAUAAAAAUGGAUUGUUUGUACAAAAAGCAAGUGGAAGGGGAUUAUUUUUUCAGUCUUUCAUAAAGCAAUAUUAAAAAUAUCAAAGAAGCAACACCUUUUCCCAAGCAUUUUGUUUCCUUUCCAAAGCCUUUUCUGAGGGAAAAAUAUUUUCACAGGUUUUCAGCAUAUUCUAUUAAUAGAUUUACUCUCUUCUCACCUGGCAUUGGGCUGCUAAUAGAAGGAAUCACACCCAAUUGGCAAAGAAUGAUGAGAAAUACCUUUCACAUCUAGGCUUUGACUUCCAUCUACUCUUUCUAAAAUCCACCUUUUACUUUCAUUUUCCUUAAAAAUCUUAAGGACAGCCAUAAAGAAGAGGCCACAGAUAACACGUCUUGGCACAUAAAAAUUAAAGAAUUAAAAAAUUUAAUCCACCCUCUGCUAGCACAAGAUCCUUUGCUGCAAUAUAUUGCAUUGCUUUCUCUAGAUUAGAUUGAAAAUUCUCCAAGGAAAGGACCCCCACUGCUUCCCUGGAGAGCUUAUUCCAGGCUAAUAGAUCUCAAUGUCAAGGAUUUUUCCCCUGCUGUUCAGCCAUAACUCUUUCCUUAUUUUUUCCUCUCUUGCUGCCAUUAUACUCUCUCGCACCAUGUUAAAUUAUUCUCCUUUCCACAUGGUAGGUUAGCUGCCUACAAGCAUAAGAGGAAUAUAAAAUUUUCUACAGCAAAUUCUUAUCCCAGAGACUACUUUUGUCUGCCAAAUAAUUAUCAUUGUUAAAAGCGAACUGAGGAAAAGGUAAACUAAGUUACACAGAUGGCUUUAGCGUGGAAUAAAGUUAGUAGGUAAUUCAAAAUAUAUCCUUUACAGUUGGCCAGAAAUACUAAAUUUGAAUCAAUGCUACUUGUUAAACCUGAAACAGUUGAUAAUAUACUUGUACUGCAAACCAGCAUUUAUCGUUCUAGUUUAGACAGCUUAAGGUGUACACAUGAAAAUCAGAUUAAUACCAGCUAAAGAAAGCAAUGUUUCUUCAAAUAUUUUGCUUUUUUAAGUAAACAGGUUGUAAACAUGUUGUAACUUACAUGUAUUAUAAAGCAAAUUCAGUAAAUUAAAAAUCACAUUUAAUUUAUGGGUUGCAACAUCCCUUGGAUCCUGUAAUAUUUUUUUUAUGUCAGACUAUGGCAGAGUUACAAAGUCAGCAUUCAUGGAUGGCUUGCAAAUAUCAGCAAAUUUGAAGUGAAAACUUUAUUCUGCUUUUGAAGUUUGGUGAAUAAUAUAACUUUUCCACAUAAUUUACCAAUCAAAUAUAAUGUAAUUGAUUUUUUUUCUUAAAAUAACUUAUUUUUCUCCAACACUUUAAGCAACCGCACUAGAUACAUGACUUCAGAGCUCAAGUUUUUAGGCUUCACAUUUAAUGCUGCCAUAAACACUCUUCAUAAUGGUUUUAUUUUUCUAAAACUUCAAGAGCAAACAGAAGGCAGUAUGCACAUCGAUUAGAGCUAGGAGACUUGCAUCAGGAACCUAUGUUCUACUCCUGAUUGUCUUGAUGAAUCACUAAGUGACCUCGAAAAAGUCAUUUCACCUCUCUUUGCCAAUUAUACAAGCUGUAUAGAAUUUAAUACCUCCUCUUUCAAUAAGUGAAGCUCAAUUCAUGAACACCUACAAAAUACAUACAGAAUUCCGGAGAAAGUGUUACCAGAAGAGUACUGCUACUUACGUUCAGAAUGCAAAAACUGUGCCAGAAAAACUUCAGGUGGAACAGUCAAAAGACCAGGUGACAAAGAGCUUGUGAAAAUUCCUUCUCGAGUUUUGUUCUCAGUCAAUAGUCUGUUACUUUGUGUGUAUAUGUGUGCACGUGUUUCUUUUGAGUUAAACUAGUGCUAGUCACGGAAGUCACACAGCUGUCUGGGUGAGAAGUUAACAACCCUAUCAAAUGCUCUUCUCCAUUCUGUUGCAACUAUGACUAGGAGCUUCCAUGGGCUCCUCGGACCAAUGAAGUAUCUUACAAAAUGCGUGUGAUGGUAUAUUUUUGAUAAAUCAGUAAGGCAUUCCAAUGCAAUGGUGUUUUCUUUAGAAGUUUUAUGUUAUGAAAGGCUCUCAACCUUAUUAUUUUCUAUUUUCGUACUAUAAAUGGGCUUUGCUUACAAACAUCAGAGGACAGAUACAAAAUGUACUGUAUACAACUGCAGGUAGCUUCGAGAACAACUUUCUAGAAGAAUCAAGUUUCCUGUUGUCUUCUUUUGGAAUUGUAGUGCAUAUGUUGAAACUUGUAUAUCAUUUACAGUAUUGAGUCUUGUGCCACUGCUGUACCUGAUGUAUCCAAUCUGGAUUAAACAGAGUAUGUGCCACAAA
Messenger RNA from Aquila chrysaetos chrysaetos, 8696 nucleotides. It is a transcript of the gene KCND3, whose product is annotated as potassium voltage-gated channel subfamily D member 3. The record is from RefSeq and is a predicted model, not a curated record. Lineage: Eukaryota; Metazoa; Chordata; Aves; Accipitriformes; Accipitridae. The transcript is spliced from 8 exons. Gene Ontology annotation, cellular component: membrane; neuronal cell body; voltage-gated potassium channel complex. The coding region runs from base 534 to 2510 and encodes 658 amino acids. Gene Ontology annotation, biological process: protein homooligomerization; potassium ion export across plasma membrane. Gene Ontology annotation, molecular function: A-type (transient outward) potassium channel activity; protein binding.